GGCCCGUGUCCGCCAGUGACCGAUUCGGCGUGUUGCCGGUGCGGUGCGAUGCGAUGCGGUGCUGGUCCACUGGCCUGCAGCCAUGUGCUAGCGUGCACCGCGUCCCAAUCCUCACACAGUGACACGCCGGGGCGCUAUUAUUAGCACCCCCGAGCUCCUACACGGCGGCGCAACCAAUCACAUCCAGCUCUAGCGCCGCCCCCUUCCCACAUCCCCAUCCCAACGUCCUCGCCUCGUCGCCGGCAAUGGCGGGUCCCGGCGUCGUAGCGGCCGCGUCUCGCCUCUCGCUCCUGCUGCUGCUCGUCGCCGUCUUCGGAGGCUUCUCCCCCGACAGCCGCACCGAGGCGGCCGUGCGGACGUGCACGUACACGGUGAAGGUGAAGACGAGCUGCGCGUCGCCGGCGCGGACGUCGGACGCGGUCAGCGUGGCGUUCGGCGACGCGUACCGGAACGAGGCGUACGGCGCGCGCCUCCCGCCCGGCGCCUUCGAGCGGUGCGGCACCGACACCUUCCGCGUCUCCGGGGUGUGCGGGUACGGCGUCUGCUACCUCUACCUCCGCCGCGCCGGCCGCGACGGCUGGGCGCCCGAGUGGGUCCAGGUCGUCGAGCCGGGCCCCGGCGCCGGAGAGAAGCCCGCCACGUUCUACUUCGGAGCGCCGUUGCCGGACGGCGUUUGGUACGGCCACAACCGCUGCCCCAAGGCCAAAGCAUCGGCGGCGGCUCGGACAAACACCACCUCUACGGCUGCUUCGCCUCUGGGCUAGGGCGACCUGAUUGAUUCGGCUCUACUCACCGGGCGCAGCCCCUCUCCGUAUGUAGUAAUUCGGCAUUUUGUCGAGAAUAAACAGAGAAUUCAGAAUAAGUAAUUAGAGAAUCCGAAAAAUGAUGAGGCCAUGAGGGCACCUUCCUGGCACCCCUAAUGAUCUGUUUCCUGUUUACAUUGCCCCUGUUUGGAUACUUUAACCUGGUUUCAUUGUUUGGAAUAGCGUAUUUUUCAAGAAUA
This is a messenger RNA of Hordeum vulgare subsp. vulgare (domesticated barley), 1003 nucleotides long. Its product is annotated as embryo-specific protein ATS3A-like. The transcript is spliced from 2 exons. NCBI's taxonomy places the organism in Eukaryota, Viridiplantae, Streptophyta, Magnoliopsida, Poales, Poaceae. The record is from RefSeq and is a predicted model, not a curated record. Bases 246 to 764 code for a protein of 172 amino acids. Gene Ontology annotation, molecular function: protein binding.